Colletotrichum phormii is the source of this 3305-nucleotide messenger RNA. Its product is annotated as TBC domain-containing protein. NCBI's taxonomy places the organism in Eukaryota, Fungi, Ascomycota, Sordariomycetes, Glomerellales, Glomerellaceae. The coding region runs from base 142 to 2868 and encodes 908 amino acids. The record is from RefSeq and is a predicted model, not a curated record. The transcript is spliced from 4 exons.
CCCCCCCCCCCCCCCCCCAUCUCCAUGGACACCAACUAGGUUCCUUUAAACAGUCCGACCUCGACCUGGACGAGAGCUAUCCCACCAUACCGCACACCCACAUAGGUCAGCGCAAGUUGACCUACAAUCCUUUAUUUCGCAAUGUCCCAGCCAGACGAGCCUGUCGCGACCGUUUCGCCUGAAGUCACCAAGGACAUCAAGGAGACCACGGAGACCAAGGAGAAGAGACUCUUGACUGACUCCGAUUCCGACUCUGAUAAGGAGAAUCAGGAUGCCUUCGAGGAUGCCGUCGUCGAUGUCGCCGAGGUAGCUGAGGUGCGUUCUCUUACUCAGAGAACGCCCUCGGUCUCCAAACCACCACCCGCCGAGGAAACGGACCCUGAAUCCCCGAAAAAGGAGGAGCACACAGAAGAGGACAGGGUGGAAGCACCAGCUCCGCCGUCACCAACGCCAGACGAUCACUUUGUCGACGAGGACUUUGUGAGCGACCAUGAGGACGUGGAUAUCAAGCGCAAAGCUUCUCCCGUAUCUCAUCGACUUUCCAACACCUCAAAUCUGGACGAUGUCAAGCUCGACGACGACCACCCUGCCCCACAUGAGGAACCAGAAACGAAAGCCAUUAGCCCGGUCGUCGAAGAGAAGCCACUGCCGCCCAAGAAGAUAUCCAUUAGCAGCAUCACCGGCGCCCUUCCAUCCAUGCCGUGGUCGCCGCCAGCCGAACCAUCGCCUGCCAAAUCUCCCGUAGUCCCAGCCGCACCCCCACCGCAAGCCGCUUCCUCUGCCGCCCUGCCACCACCCCCUGGGCCCCCGACCAGGAAGCUCACAAGCCCCUUCUCCUGGCUUUCCCGAAACAGCACAAGCAAGGAGAAGGAGACCUCACCGCCUCCACAAGCUUCUCCUCGCCGAAACACAGCCAGCUCCAUCGCCACGUUAACGAGUAACCCCGAGAUGUCGCUGGGCAGGUUAGACGAAGAGAAAGAGGGUGGCAUUCCGCGACACAGCUUGAAGGACCGCUUCAAAAUGGUGCGCCUACGGGAAGAGGCCGGCGUCACGCUGCCAUCCGACGACGAUAAACCUGUGCCGCCGCCCAAGGGAUUGGGGUUGAUCACACCUCCCGCCCCCCACAAUGGAAACGACAAGGAGCUUGGAGCCGAUCAAGCUCCCAAGUCACCUCUUCCAACGGCCCCGAACCCGGCGCUGGCACCAGGAACAGUGUCUGGUGUAUCGGCUGGACCCUCCGACAUGUCAGACUCCCAGGUAGAUUGGGAUCUCUGGCAGUCCGUCGUCUACGAAGGCCCGGCGGUUGUUCAACGUACCAGCGCCGAGGAACUGAACAAAGCCAUUGCCAGUGGUAUUCCAAACGCUAUCCGUGGAGUAGUCUGGCAAGUACUGGCCCAGAGUAAUAAUGAAGAGCUCGAAAUCAUGUACAGAGAGCUAGUGGCCAGGGGAACCGACAAGGAAAUCAACAGGAACAGUCAUAGCACUGUUAGCUCGAGCAGCAACGGUACUCUCAGCAUCCAGAACGACAUUGUCAAUUCAUCCUCCUCAUCUGUCCACUCGGAACACUCGGCCGCGAAUGGCAUGCCUUCCCCUUACGAGAAGAGCGCGGAAGCGGUCCUGAAGGCGCAGCAGGCGGCUACGGUGGCCAGACAAAAGAAGCAAAAGGAGGAUACUGCCAUGCUCCAGAAGCUGGAGAAGACGAUUCGACGAGACAUGGGUGCGAGAACCAGCUUCUCCAAGUACGCUGCCGCUGCCGGGCUUCAGGAGGGCCUUUUUGGCGUGUGCAAGGCAUAUGCUUUGUUCGAUGAGGGUGUCGGCUACGCUCAAGGCAUGAACUUCUUGAUUAUGCCUCUUUUGUUCAACAUGACAGAGGAAGAAGCCUUCUGCCUGCUGGUUCGGUUGAUGAACCACUACCACCUGCGCGAUCUUUUUAUUCAAGACAUGCCCGGCCUACAUAAGAACUUGUACAUCUUUGAGCGCUUGCUUGAGGAUUACGAGCCAGCUCUGUACUGCCAUCUUCGCCGCCGCAGUAUCUCGCCUCACCUCUACGCCACGCAGUGGUUUUUGACACUAUUCGCCUAUCGGUUCCCCUUACAAUUGGUACUACGCAUUUACGAUCUGAUCCUGUCUGAGGGUCUCUCAGCUAUUCUGCGAUUUGGUAUUGUCUUGAUGCAGAAGAACGCAGCCAAUCUACUUGCCAUCUCGGACAUGCAGCAGCUCACAGUCUUCCUCAAAGACAAGGUUUUCGACGCCUACAUCGACACCGCACCAAGUGCAGGUAGCAUUCUGGAGAACGGCUUCUUUGGAAGCUCAAGCGCCAGCAUGGACAAGGAAGUCUACCGCGCCGACCAACUCGUCAGAGAUGCCUGCGAUCUUGAUAUCACCCCUGAGAUUCUCAAGACCUACACGACCGAAUGGGAGGAGAAGACCAAGGCAGAGAAGGAUCGUGAGGCCGAACUGGAAGGGCUCCGGACUGCCAACAUCAACUUUGCCGUCAAAGUCCGUAAGCUCGAGGAGCGUGUCGAAGCGUACGAUAGUGAGCAGGCUGCUCUCGCCACGGAGCUGGUCCACACCAAGGUCGAGAACGAGGAGCUCAAGGAUGAGAAUGAGAGUCUCAAGGGCCAGGUCCGUGAGCUGCGAAACGUUAUUGAAAAGCAGCCGGAAGAGCUAGAGAAUGCAUGGAAGGCUGAGCGUGAGGAUCUCAUGAAGCGUAACCUCAAGGUUCACGAGGAGAAUGAGAAGUUGGAGAAGGAGAUGGCGGAAUUGGAGGAGGAGCUUGUGCAGACGAAGAUGCAGUAUGCCGAGAUCAAUUCUCAGCACGAGACACUCAACCGCAAGUGGACAGACCUCAAGCGACAGUUUGCUUGAAGCAGUCAGUGAGGAAUACGACCCUGGUAACCCAGAAGCAGAAUUCUCUGAAUAUCUUAAUGUACAAAGUAAUGAUAGCUUCCCAUUGAGUAUGGAGGUUUGCGUGUGUUUGCUGGCCCAACGCACAUCUGGGCGGCUAGCGGGAUGGGUGCGGGCACCGAGGAAUCAGAUGGAUCCUUAUGGUGGUCAGUGAUAUCCCGAAAACCAACACGCGGUAGGAGUGAGCAGAAGCAUGUCGGCCUAGACAGGCCACGAGGAACUGGCUAGCAGCCAUCGGGGUUACUACAACACUCGCAGUAGAGACCAGCAGCCAGGUGAGCAUGGAGAGGGGUUCAAGGCGCAUACUCUAGCUUCCAUAGGUAGACUUGACAGCUACAACAUCAAAUACAGAGAGCAUCACAACACAUUGGGAGAGUGGACAACAGGCGAAGAGUGAU